Trachymyrmex septentrionalis is the source of this 1927-nucleotide messenger RNA. RefSeq lists its product as uncharacterized. Bases 62 to 1792 code for a protein of 576 amino acids. NCBI's taxonomy places the organism in Eukaryota, Metazoa, Arthropoda, Insecta, Hymenoptera, Formicidae. The transcript is spliced from 2 exons. The record is from RefSeq and is a predicted model, not a curated record.
UUGAGUCAGAUCAGUCGUUCGCAGAGCAGUUUAAAAUAAGCAUUUAUUCGAAAACAAGAAAAUGAGUCGAAAAGUGCAAGGUGAUAAUCCUAAUUAUCGUCCGAAUCGUCCAAGACGGCGAAAAGUUCCUAAAAAAUUCAACCCAAUGAGUGCUGAGACAGAAAGUGAAGAGGCAAGCGGAGGUGAAGGAAUGAGCUCUUCAGCUAAAAAAAUGAAAGCUACGUCAGCUGAUAUAAUUAUUAAUGUUACACAUUGCUACCGAAUCAUAGAAUUCAUAAGUGUUUUUGCUGCAAUAUCGGAUAUUUCUGUGUGCAAAACAUGUAAACGAAAGCAAACAUUUGGAGAAACAGGCAGUCGUGGAUUAGGAUUUAAAAUCGCCGUUACAUGUGCGUGUGGGACUGUUGUGAUUAAUUCGGGACCUUUUAUAAACAAUAGUUUUGAAAUUAACCGCAGAAUUGUGUUUGUGAUGCGUUUAUUAGGCGUGGCACGUAAAGGUAUAAACAUAUUUUGCGGCAUGAUGGAUUUAGGCUGUGAAUUGAGUGAACGUGCUUAUGACGGCAUUAUACAGCAUAUACAUGCUUCACUGCAAAAAAUUUAUAAUGAUACGUGUCACAAAGCUGUUGAGGAAGAAAAACAAUAUAAUGAGAAAGAGGAACAACCUUUAACAAAUCUCAAAGUAUCUGGAGAUGGCUCUUGGAAAAAGCGAGGAUUUUCUUCACUCUACGGUGUAACGACGCUCAUUGGAUAUAACACGGGGAAAGUCAUCGAUUUAUUGGUGAAAAGUAGUUAUUGCCAAAUAUGUACAUAUUAUAAAAACGAUAAAGAUAAUCCCGAAUAUUUGGAGCAUAAAGAAGAUGGGCAUUGUGCAGUGAAUCACAGUGGCUCAUCGGGUAAGAUGGAAGUAGAUGCCGUCGUAGAAAUGUUUCUCCGCUCUGAACAAUUACACAGAGUACGUUAUAGUAAUUAUAUAGGAGACGGUGACGCUAAAACGUUCAAAGCUAUUUUGGAUAUUGAACCAUAUGGUCAUGAGUUCAAAAUUAAAAAGAACGAGUGCAUUGGACAUGUGGAAAAGAGGAUGGGCAGUCGGUUGCGCAAUAUAAAGAAAAGUGCAAAAUUAGGAGGAAAAGGAAAGCUGACCGAUGUGUUAAUAAAAAAAUUAACAAGAUACUACGGUCUCGCUAUCAGGCGUAACAGUGAUUCUGUUAUUGAGAUGAGAAAGGCGAUAAUGGCAACAUUUUAUCAUUAUACUUCAACAAAUGAGAAACCGCAGCACGACGGCUGUCCUCCGGGCGCCGACUCGUGGUGUAAGUGGCGCGUCGCACAAGCCUUGGGGCAAGAAUUUGACCAUCCAGAUCCACUACAUGAAGAUGUGCAAAAACAUAUUCGUCCAAUUUAUGAAGAUCUGUCACGGGAUGAUUUGUUGGAGAGAUGUUUAGGUGGGCAUACACAAAAUGCUAAUGAGAGCUUCAACGCUAUCGUCUGGCGUUUAGCUCCUAAACAUCUCAAUUGUGGUAAAAAAAUCAUUGAGAUAGCUGCUUUUUUGGCUGCCGGCAUGUUUAACGAAGGAUUUUCGUUCGUCCUUCAAACAAUGCAACAUCUCAAUAUCGUAAUUGGAGAGCAGAGCAAAGGAUUCGCCGAUAAUGACGACAAACGCCGUAUUGAACAGCAGGAGCGCCGCUCUCUUGAUGCCACCAAAGAGGCUCGUACUUUUCGACAACAGCAAAAAACGGCUCAAUUAGAACAGUUUGAAGAAGAGGAGGGUCUACUCUAUGGCCCUGGAAUCGCAGAUUAGCAAAAAACUGCGAUCAUUUUUGUGACCUGUAUGCUGCACGGCGCAUUUUCAAGACGCUGUUUUCAAGCCGCCAUUGCACCGUUUUAUUCUUAACGAUUAGUCUUGAAAAAAAAUAUUUUCUUUCAAUAUUAUAAC